Messenger RNA from Orcinus orca (killer whale), 1282 nucleotides. RefSeq names its product dynactin subunit 5 (gene DCTN5). The transcript has 6 exons. The record is from RefSeq and is a predicted model, not a curated record. The coding region runs from base 112 to 660 and encodes 182 amino acids. Lineage: Eukaryota; Metazoa; Chordata; Mammalia; Artiodactyla; Delphinidae.
ACCGCCCAGAGCGGAAGUGGAGGAGCAGCCGGAAGUAGCCGGAGUCUGAGGCGGAGAGACAGGCGGACAGACUUUGACAGGAGCCGGAGCUGCGCAGGGGGGUUGGUGGCCAUGGAGUUGGGCGAGCUUCUCUACAACAAGUCCGAGUACAUCGAGACGGCAUCUGGGAACAAAGUUAGUCGCCAGUCUGUACUGUGUGGAAGUCAGAACAUCGUUCUCAAUGGCAAGACCAUUGUGAUGAAUGACUGUAUUAUUCGAGGGGAUCUGGCAAAUGUAAGAGUUGGACGUCAUUGUGUUGUGAAAAGUCGGAGUGUCAUAAGGCCACCAUUCAAGAAAUUCAGCAAAGGCGUUGCAUUUUUUCCUCUACAUAUUGGGGACCACGUCUUUAUUGAGGAAGAUUGUGUGGUCAACGCAGCUCAGAUUGGCUCUUACGUUCACGUUGGCAAGAACUGUGUGAUUGGGCGCCGGUGUGUGUUGAAAGACUGUUGCAAAAUUCUUGACAACACAGUAUUACCCCCAGAAACUGUGGUCCCACCAUUCACCGUCUUCUCAGGCUGCCCAGGACUCUUCUCAGGGGAGCUCCCAGAAUGUACCCAGGAGCUGAUGAUUGACGUCACGAAGAGCUACUACCAGAAGUUUUUGCCCUUGACACAGGUCUAAUGUCUCUGCCUUGUGUCUCAAAUUCGCUUGAGCUCUAAGAUGAACUUGGGGACAAAGUGAGCCAGUCAGCAUCUACAAAGAGCUCUUGUGUCUUUGACACCUGCCGCCCUCUUUCUUUCUUUUUUUUUUGGUUUAAUUCUUUAGAGUUUCUCAAUCCUCCCAGGCUCUAAGCUCUUAAGACUUAAUAACAGAACGUCUAGAGGAGUUGUCUCCAAAUGCUGUGCUUAAACCGUAUCUAUUAACAGUCACUCCGUACCGUUAUGUGUGGAACAUGGACUCAUCUGUUUCCAGCACUGCCACCCCUUGGUCCUGUGGGUGGCUGGAUGGAGCAGUGCAUUCUGUCCCAGUGGGGAGGUUGUGAUGCUCUUGAGCUGCCCAUGGCCAUGAGCUACCACAGUGAGCUCUGCUCACAGGGAUCAUUCAGCUUCCCUGCUGCUCACACAUUUGACCAGUUGCCACAGCUGCUGAUAAUCUGGAAAAGUGUUUUGCGACUUUUCAGAGCCCAGAUUCCUGUUGGCUACUAAAACUUGAAGGGAGGGUAGUUAGUAUUUCUCUUCUUUCCAGAGUGACCUGAACUGUCAUUUUAAUUCAGGGUGACUAAUAAAAGACUUUCUAGCAUCUA